This is a messenger RNA of Medicago truncatula (barrel medic), 570 nucleotides long. RefSeq lists its product as uncharacterized. The coding region runs from base 130 to 342 and encodes 70 amino acids. Lineage: Eukaryota; Viridiplantae; Streptophyta; Magnoliopsida; Fabales; Fabaceae. The record is from RefSeq and is a predicted model, not a curated record. The transcript is spliced from 2 exons.
UUCCGCAACCAAAUUUCCUUCCACUUUCUCUCUCUUCCUCUUUCUCUCUCUAAUUCUUCUCCACAUAUUCACUCUCUACAAAUUCAACAAAUUUUCCAAUCUUCUUUUGUUUUUCUCAAAACCACCACAAUGAAGAAAUCCGGCCUCUUCGCCGCCUCCGUCGCCGCUGCUUCCGCCACCGCUGUCUCCUUUUCUUCUUCGGCAAAUAACUCCAAUCAUCAGGACGGUACGGUUGAAAGAAGAGGCCGUGAUGAGAGAUCUUCGUCCUCGUCGACGGAGAAAUUUGCGCCGAGAUUCGAUGGUUUGCGUUUCAUAGAAACGCUGAUAACUGCUCAUAGAUGAAAGUGGGGUUUGGAAUUUUUCUUCUUCCUCAUAUGUUUCUUCGUCUUGUUCAACUUCUUUUGGUUUUGAGAAGAAGAAGAUUUCACUUGUUGGAAAAUAUAUUUCUUUUUUGCUUUCUUUUAAGAGAAAAUAUUUGUAAUGAUACGAAAAUUAUUAUUUGGUGCUUUUCUUUUUUGUAAUCCUUAAUGGGUAAUGAAAGAUAAAAGUAUAAGAUUUUGGAUGGUUUAA